This is a messenger RNA of Zingiber officinale, 2504 nucleotides long. RefSeq names its product probable serine/threonine-protein kinase nek3. Bases 390 to 2312 code for a protein of 640 amino acids. Gene Ontology annotation, biological process: cortical microtubule organization. The record is from RefSeq and is a predicted model, not a curated record. Lineage: Eukaryota; Viridiplantae; Streptophyta; Magnoliopsida; Zingiberales; Zingiberaceae. The transcript has 5 exons. Gene Ontology annotation, cellular component: cortical microtubule.
GCGUAGCAGUUGGUGUCUUCCGCGCUUCGAUUACGGAGGGAGAGGGCGAAGGCGGAGAAAGUGCGUUCGUGGUGGUUGUGGUCGCUCACCGGCCGCCCCUUGCUGUGCUCCCUGCCUGCUUCCGUCGCCAUUGCGCAGAUCCGACGCCGUCGAGUUCGCUGGCCGAGAAGUGGCGUCUUCAUUGUUCCGGAAGCGCUAGGUCUUCGUCAGCCCUGCAGCAUUUCUUGUCGCAUUCUUCUGUCGAGCCGCUGACACUGUUUUCCUCUCGGCAUUCUGCGCCAUUUCCGCGAUCUGUGUGUUUCAGUUGCUUUUCGGAAGAAAGGUGGGGGUUCGGAUUGAGGAUUAGGUUGCUGGGAUAUCCCGGCGGUGAGGUUUUGCGGGACGAGACUAUGAACCGAAGCGCUAGCUUGGCGCCUCCGUCGUCGCGGGAUGCCGUGACUAAAUCGGCGGAUGAGGAGCUUGCCCUCUUUCUCGAGAUGCGGAGGUUGGUGAAGGAGCGGAACGAUCUUCUACUGCAUAACUCCGAAGAACUCGACCCCCCAUCAGGGUCAAAGCCCGGGAUUGCUCCUUUAUUCAGAAUCGCCUCUUUGUCACCUUUGCGAAAAUCUUGUGUCGAUGACUUCCUGAAUUCCGACAGUGAAAAGAAUGACUAUGACUGGCUUCUAACACCUCCAACUACUCCACUUUUUCCAUCUUUGGAUACUGAAUCAAGAAGAUCUCUUGUUUUUAGGAAUGAUACUCCUAAAGCUCCACCAAAGACGCUUGAGUUUAAGCUAUCAAAUGCUCGUGAUUUGUCCAAGAACACAUCUUUGAGGCAACCAACAUUGUCAUCGGGCAUCAACUCUUCCAUUCCGGGAACUAGUAGGCCAUCAUCCUCCGGCGGCCCUACUCGUAGUGCAUCAAGGCCUGCAACUCCAAAUGGGCAUUCUACCAUAUCCGCCUCUACAAAACCUACAAGAUCUUCCACUCCCACAUUACGAUCUACAUUACCUCUGAAGACAUUAUCUCCUCCAUCAUUGGCUCCUCCACAAUCGGCAACACCCACAAGAUCCUCUACACCAACAUCUAGACCAUCAUUGGCUCCUCCACGAUCAGCAACACCCACAAGAUCCUCUACACCCACAUCUAGACCAUCAUUGGCUCCUCCACGAUCGGCAACACCCACAAGAUCCUCUACACCCUCAUCUAGACCAUCAUUGGCUCCUCCACGAUUGGCAACACCCACAAGAUCGUCUACAUCAACAUCUAGACCAUCAUUGGCUCCUCCACGAUCGGCAACACCCACAAGAUCCUCUACACCAACAUCUAGGGCAUCGUUGACUCCUGCCGUUCUGCCAAGACCCUUGACACCUGUGAGAUCUUCUAUACAUGCAUCUAGGUCAUCGGCACCUGCAAUAAACAAGCCUGCAUCAAGGCCUGCCACCCCGACUAGGCGACCUUCUACUGCAUCAACUGCUCAUGUCAGCUCUAUACCAAUAAGACAAUCAUCUACUGUCAUAAGACCCAAUCCAAUGAUACCAAAAAGUCCAGUACCAGCAACACCCAAAAGCUCAUCAUCCACAGUAUCAAAAAGUUCUGCAUCAUCAGCCCGAAGCUCUCCGAUCAUAAAGCCUAAUCCAUUGAAACCCUCAGAGAUCCCUGGUUUUUCUCUUAAUGCUCCUGCCAACUUAAAGACAUCUAUUUCUGAAAGAUCCUCCGUGGCUUCUCGUGGCAGACCAGGAAUGCCAAGCAGUCGUUCAUCUUCUGUCGAACUUGCAACCAACGCUGGGCCAAGGCGACAAUCUUGUUCUCUGCCAAGAGGGAGGACUGCCGCUGGUAAUGUUCUUAAAGGUAGUUCUGUUCCACCACCAAGCACACAACAAACAGGUAGUGGUAGCAAUGUGAACCUUGUCGUAAGGGGAAACGAGACGGUCGAACAUAUAGUCAAUACAAGAAGAUUUGUACCGGCUAAACGAGAUAACCAACAACCAACCCACAAUGACCUUCCCGGAAAGCUUAAUGCCGGCUUCGAGAGGGCACUAUCAAAAAAAUCAUUGGAUGUGGCAUUGAGGCAUACGGAUAUACCAAGAAAUAUCCCCAACUGUUACGGACCAUUGAUGGCGAAAAUUCCAGCGUCAUCUGUUUGUAGUGUGAGGUCAGGAUCGUCAAGAGGCAGAGUCGGCAGCAUUUCAGAUUCUCUUGGCACAAGCAGCCCAGCCAGUUCGGAACUGAGCAUCAACAACAUGUUCCCUAUCGAUGACUCUGAAAUUGAAGACGAACUUGCUAGUGAGAAAAGUCUCAGAUGCUCUCCUGCCGCACCCACAACCAGAUGACUAUAUGGAACGCUCACUAGCAACUAACAGUUCGCUAUCUAGACUGAUCGAUCAUGUUUCGUUUACGAAUUGUCAUGUGGCUAAAGCUCUGUACCUCAUAGUCGAUAUAUUCUUCAGAUUGCUCAUUACAUCAAACCUCAGAUUUACUCUAAUCACUCACUGCCUUUUGAAAGAAAAAAAAUCCCCUCAUUU